GCGAAAAAUAUGUAAACAUGUCGUUGCAAUCCCUAAUGGUUCGCGAAGUUGUUCCAGGUUGAAACUAUAGCGCAUUAGGAAAGUUAGCAAUCACGUAUUUAUAAUUUUAUUGAGCACGAUAACCUUUUAGUAUAGACAUUGAAUCAGGUUAAGGAAGCCACUUGGAUAGCAGUUGAGACAUAAGUGUGCUACGAUGUCAUCAUCCACUGAAAAUAACCAAGAACAGGCAUUGAUUGAAAUUGAUGAGUUAGAACAAUUGCUUCGCGAUGCAGAAGCGGAAGAAACCGGCCUAACUAAGGCUAAUUCUUCUAAAAAUAAUAAGUCAUCUUUGAGUGAAGCUGUGGUCAAAUCGCCUUCACUCUCGCUUUCUGGUUCAAAUUUUCUUCGUGGAUUGGAACAGAAUACCACUACAGGUGAUACCUCACAGAAGAUAAACAUCAAAACCAGUGCCAUCCAUAGUGGCGAUACAGAUUCAUCCGAUGAUGAAGAAACGAGAAAUUUUCUCGAGAGAAAGUACGACGAGUAUGGAAAAAGUAUAAAUUUACUAUUGAAGCAAAAAGAGGAGGAAAAGAUAGAUUUUCAAAUUUCUAAAUUUAUUGAUAGUGCUUUGAAAAAGGCGGACAAAGAUGUAGCUCAUUGCUCUCAAAAAAUUGAACCAAAAAGAAAUUCUUGCCCGAAUGUGCGAGCGUUUCCUGGUGCAACAAAAGCUGAUACCGUUACAAUUGCAUCGAAUGCUAUUCCGGAUGUUUUCAAGAAAAGCGUGUAUACUGAUCCAAUUUUUGGAAUUCGCAUCGUUCACCCACUCGUUUCUAGCGCUGUUUUGCAAGAACGUAUGCAAGGACGUAAGCCCGUUUCUAUGACUCGCAUUAAAUCGCACAUCGAACAUGGAGACUUAAAAGAGGAUUGGGCUAUUGCCGGUGUAGUCGUAAGCAAAAGUGCAACAAAAACCACAUCUAAAGGUGGACAGUUUGCGAUAUGGAAAUUAAGUGACCUGCACGGAGAAAUAAAAAUGGUAAGUUUGUUUCUCUUUUCCCAGGCAUACAAGGAUCUAUGGAAAACAGCAGAAGGAAUGGUUAUUUGUAUUUUAAAUCCUGGGGUUUUUGAACGAAAUGAGGAUAGAAAUUCGGAGGCAACACUUUCUAUUGAUAAGUCUGCGAAGGUGAUGGUGUUAGGCCAGUCAAAGGACUAUGGAACAUGUCGUAGUAAGAAAAAGAAUGGAGAAAAAUGUACGGCUGUUGUGAAUUUGGGACAGUGCGAACAUUGCGUUUAUCAUGUCAAACAGGAGUAUAACAAAGCAUGCAAUCGAGGGGGACUUAUUUCUUCUACUGCCGGACGAGGACUAAAUGAACUAAGAAAUAAAGUCCUUGGCAAAAAUGAGGUUUUCUACGGCGGACAAAGUUUUUCUGCAGUGAAGGCUACAAAAAAUCCAAAGCAAGCUCAAAAAGAUAAGACACGGCUUAUGACGCUUUCAGAAUAUUACCAGUCACCUUUUCAAGGAGACAAUAACAGCACUGGUACUCAAAGAAGUGUUGCAUCCCUUCCGUCGUAUCGACAACAGCAGCUCAACAGUGCUGCCCCUAAGAAAGGUUCGGCUUCUGGAUUAGAAACAAAUAUUAAGCAGCGAGAAAAGGACGUGGAACGGUUAAAACAAUUAGGGAUGAAAGAAGUAGCUUUAUCGACCCUUUCGAAGGAGCCAUCCAAACAGGAGUUGAUACAGGUUCCUCGUUCAACUGUUACUAAUGGAUUCGAAAGUCGUUCAUUUAGUUUGGAAGCCAAACAAGCACCUAGAUUAAGUACUGGUAAUUUUAUUAUUGAUUUGGGCGCAUCUCCGAAACAAAUUAUCCACUCGCGACAAAAAGCUGUCGAAAUCAUAAAGAAGAAACCGCUUGAAAAAUCUAACCCAAAUUUCAUCAAACAUCGUGGAACUGAGGCUGGCAAGAAACGGGCUUUGGAGCAAAUGGAAUCCAACGGUGACUCAGGGGGUCCUGAAUCAAAAAGGCAAAAAGUGGAAAUGGAGCAACAAGCGCGCCAAGAACGCCUCAAAAAGAUCAUGGAAGCUUCUUCGUCUCACACGGAUUUAAUAAAAGCCCACGAGGACGAACAGCAGGAAAAGUACUUCAAAGAUCUCGAACGAAAAGAAGCGAUGGAAGAGAAAAUGAUGAACACCUUCAAAGUCGCGUGCAAAGCAAUCAUCUGCACGCGCUGUAAAUAUAUUGCCUUCUCGGCAGCUGACCGUUGCAAGGAGGAACAUCACGAGUUGAAAGUUCGAGAUGCCGAGAAACGGUUUUUCAAGUGUGCAGACUGCGGCAAUCGGACGGCGACGUUGCAUCGGCUACCGAAAACAUCGUGUAACAAUUGUCAGAGUUCUCGAUGGGAGCGCUGCGCGAUGAUGCGUGACAACAAGGGACCGCUGCUUGGAGCAUCGUUGUCCAUUCGAGGUGACGAAGAAAAGUUCUUGGGAAGCUGUGCCAACUCGGCUAAUCUAAACUUAUUGGUACCCGUCGAGGAUGGUUAACUCGAAACAAGGCAAGUGUCUAGCCCUGAACUAGAAUUUUUCGAGUGAUGCAAAUUGUGUGAUAUAAUUGCUCGUCUGUAUACUGCCGCUCUACGAAGAAUUGUCCCAUGUGCUCAGGGAAUCUUGCAGUACAUGGGAUAGUUAUUCGUAUAGAUGCAGUAUACUAGAAACAUGAAUCGACUUCAUUGAUAGUAAAAUGGUAAAUUGACCAAUUAAAUAACAAACACUCGCA
Messenger RNA from Topomyia yanbarensis, 2747 nucleotides. RefSeq names its product protein MCM10 homolog (gene Mcm10). Lineage: Eukaryota; Metazoa; Arthropoda; Insecta; Diptera; Culicidae. The transcript is spliced from 3 exons. Gene Ontology annotation, biological process: DNA replication; DNA replication initiation. Gene Ontology annotation, cellular component: replication fork protection complex; nucleus. Bases 194 to 2515 code for a protein of 773 amino acids. Gene Ontology annotation, molecular function: DNA replication origin binding; single-stranded DNA binding. The record is from RefSeq and is a predicted model, not a curated record.